Aspergillus puulaauensis is the source of this 1140-nucleotide messenger RNA. It is a transcript of the gene SEH1, whose product is annotated as putative nuclear pore protein (SEH1). Gene Ontology annotation, molecular function: protein binding; structural molecule activity. Gene Ontology annotation, cellular component: nuclear pore outer ring; Seh1-associated complex. The transcript has 3 exons. Gene Ontology annotation, biological process: positive regulation of TORC1 signaling; cellular response to amino acid starvation. The record is from RefSeq and is a predicted model, not a curated record. Bases 1 to 1140 code for a protein of 379 amino acids. NCBI's taxonomy places the organism in Eukaryota, Fungi, Ascomycota, Eurotiomycetes, Eurotiales, Aspergillaceae.
AUGUCUGCCGGGUUUUCCGAUUUUGAUUCUGGUCACCGCGAUUUGGUGACCGUGACCAAGUUCAACUUCUAUGGCAAUCGCAUAGUUACAGCUUCAUCAGACCACCGCAUGCAGGUCUGGGACCAGAAGGACGGUGAAUGGCAGUUGACUGACACCUGGCGAGCACAUGAUGCGGAGAUUCGUGAUGCAACAUGGAAUGGGCCUUUCACUGGCCAGCAUAUUGGCAGUGUGGGUGAGGACAUGAAAUUAAAAAUAUGGCAGGAAGAUGUCACUCAGCCUCCAAAUUCUGGUCGGCGUUUCAGGUCUAUCUUCCGUCUGAUGGCGCCACAACGACAUCCAUAUGUCUCGGUUGACUUCCGCAACAUUGACUUGGAAACUUGGCUUGCUGUAAUAACGCGUGAUGGCUUCUUGAGGGUCAUGGAGCCUGUCAGUCCAGACUCGCUUGCGGACUGGCAACCCGUCGAUGAAUUCCGGGUUUGCAGCCCACCCCAAAGGGGAGAGGAGACGAGCUUCAAAGUGCAGUUUCACCACGACCCUACAGACAUCACUCACUCCAUUCUGCCCUCCUGGGACCGCAAGAGCCUGUCCCUUGUUGUUGCAGCUAUGGACAGCGUGAAAAUCUUCCGCACUGAUGCAAACCGUCGUUUCUACCAUGCAAUAGAAUUAACAGGGCAUGGGGGCUUGGUUAGAGACAUAUCCUGGGCCAAUGGCUCUGUCCGGGGUUAUGAUCUCAUUGCUAGCGGGUGCAAGGACGGCUUUGUCCGAGUUUUCGAAGUCUAUACCUCUCUUUCCUCUAGCACUUCCCGGGACUCCGACCGACAUCAUACACAGUCUUUAACGGCAUCUCAGUCUUCCCGUACAACAGCACAGUCAGGAAUAGGCUCUGCUCUUGCAAGUCGUGCGCCUAUGUCCAUAAACAACAGACCCGCAACUGGUGACUCCCCAUUCAAACAUUCUUUCAAGGAAGUCGCAUGCAUCGACAGCAAGCAUCUCGACGUAUGGCAGGUCGGAUUUUCCUACGCUGGUGAUUGCCUGAUUUCUUCAGGGGACGAUGGUGUUGUUAGGUUCUGGAAGAAAGCUUUAUCUGGGGAAUGGCUCGAGUAUGCAGAGACAGAAAUGGCUGACCAGGAAAACAAAUGA